AUGUCAAGUCGACGAAGGCGAUGCCCAGUAGCAUACCUCCUCACCAUCAAGCAAGGAGAGGAGGAAAGCCUGAAGACGUAUCUAGCCCGGUUCAACAGGGAGCGCAUGACCACCGAUGACCAAGACAAGAAGAUAACCCUGGCGGCGCUUCUGGGAAGGGUUUGGUGGCGAUCCCAGUUCAUGGCCGAGCUGGCAAGAUGGACUCUCUUGACGCUGCAGGGGUUUAUGGACCAGGCCGAUAACUUCAUUAAUGUUGAAGACACUCUUUGGGCCCUAACGGAGUCGAGGAAGAAUGAGCUAGAGAGAGCAGAGAGGAAGGCAAGGGCCCAAACCAAUGCCAAGGUCCAAGAGAAGCCGUAA
Juglans microcarpa x Juglans regia is the source of this 360-nucleotide messenger RNA. RefSeq lists its product as uncharacterized. Lineage: Eukaryota; Viridiplantae; Streptophyta; Magnoliopsida; Fagales; Juglandaceae. The record is from RefSeq and is a predicted model, not a curated record. Bases 1 to 360 code for a protein of 119 amino acids. The transcript has a single exon.